AUGUGCUCAGUGAAAAAGACAAGGAUAUUUUUGAGACAUCAAAGCCGAGCCCGCACUAAAGCGGCAAAAUUAAAAAGAGAAAAGAUGCAGACCGGCAACCGAGGGAUCACUACUGCUCCGCUGACUGAGAUGGAAAAGAAAAUUGUAUCGUUAAUAGGUGUUGAGUACACAUUUGGUAGCGACUGCCCUGACUUUAUGCCAGAGGAAGAACUAAUGAAUAUAAGUUGCUUGAGACAGAGAGAGAUCAAGCAUUGUCAGCACCACAAAUUAUAG
Molecule: messenger RNA, 273 nt
Organism: Parnassius mnemosyne (clouded apollo)
Lineage: Eukaryota; Metazoa; Arthropoda; Insecta; Lepidoptera; Papilionidae
Source: the annotation of a GenBank genome assembly